Molecule: messenger RNA, 2694 nt
Organism: Hermetia illucens (black soldier fly)
Lineage: Eukaryota; Metazoa; Arthropoda; Insecta; Diptera; Stratiomyidae
Gene: GlyS
Product: glycogen [starch] synthase
Exons: 12
Coding region: 197-2377 (726 amino acids)
Biological process (GO): glycogen biosynthetic process
Cellular component (GO): cytoplasm
Molecular function (GO): alpha-1,4-glucan glucosyltransferase (UDP-glucose donor) activity
Source: RefSeq, a predicted model, not a curated record
UCGAGUUGCUUCGAUCAGUGAAUUAUAAUCACCAAUCUGGGAAGAGCGUUAUCAGAAAAGAUUAUAAAUAUCAGUUGAUGGUUGAACAUAAAAACAUACAUUUCAAAAAAGUGAUACUGUCGUGCAUUUUUCUUUUCGGGACAUUUUCAAAGUGAUUUGAAGGUUGCGGUGUUAGAGAAUUGAAAGGCUAACAAUCAUGUCGGCUAUAGAGUCCGUUAGGAAAGAACUAAAUAAUAUCCAAAUUAAUAAGAAAACUCGCAAUUGGUUACAUCGUGGGAAAUCUGAUAAUGAUAUGUCACGAAGGAUUUCUCGGGUUGAGUCCAACUUGGACCUAUUGGACUUUUUUGAUCGUGGCUAUACAGCAACACGCGAAAACAGAUGGACCUUCGAAAUUGCGUGGGAAGUUGCAAACAAAGUUGGAGGAAUUUACACUGUCAUCAGAUCAAAAGCGUACGUUUCAACGGAAGAAAUGGGCGAACAACUUUGCCUUCUAGGUCCCUACAAAGAGCAGUGUGCCCGAACUGAAGUGGAAGAAGGUGAUUUUCCACGUGGAAGCCCUUUGCAAGAUGCUGUCAACAAUAUCCGCGCAAGGGGAUACAAGCUUCACACGGGAAGAUGGUUGGUUGAUGGAAGUCCACAGGUCGUUCUUUUUGAUAUUGGAUCGGGAGCGUGGAAAUUAGAUCAGUAUAAAACGGAACUGUGGGAGAAAGCCUCAAUUGGCAUUCCACAUAUGGACAUCGAGUGCAAUGAUGCAAUUAUUUUAGGCUACAUGAUUGCGGAAUUUAUUGAAGAGUUCAAACGAUGUGCAAAUGAUUAUUCUGAGGAUCAUGAGAUCAGAAAUCCUAGGAUUGUGACACACUUCCAUGAGUGGCAGGCAGGUGUUGGCCUGAUUGCACUUCGCACACGCCUUGUAGAAGUGGCUACAGUUUUCACGACACACGCCACCCUGCUCGGACGCUAUUUAUGUGCCGGCAACACCGAUUUUUAUAACAAUCUAAGUAAAUUUUCCGUAGACGAAGAAGCCGGUAAACGACAAAUUUACCAUAGGUAUUGCCUAGAGCGAGCAGCUACCCACCUUGCCCAUGUGUUCACAACAGUAUCAGAAAUUACAGGUUAUGAGGCGGAACAUCUUCUAAAACGAAAGCCAGACAUAAUCACGCCAAAUGGGCUCAAUGUCAAGAAAUUUUCUGCCAUUCACGAGUUCCAGAAUUUGCAUGCAAUGGCUAAAGAUAAAAUUCAUGAAUUCAUUCGAGGCCACUUUUACGGACACAUGGAUUUCGAUUUAGAGAAAACACUUUACUUUUUCAUCGCUGGACGAUAUGAAUUCGGAAACAAGGGAGCUGACAUUUUCAUCGAAUCCCUCGCUCGUCUCAAUGGUCUUCUAAAGCAUGAAAACUCUGAAACGACAGUGGUAGCUUUCCUGAUUUUCCCAACAAAAACUAAUAAUUUCAAUGUUGACUCACUGCGAGGACACGCUGUAGUAAAGCAGCUUCACGAUACAAUUCAGCACGUGCAGCAACAAAUAGGCAAACGAAUGUAUGAUACUUGUUUAAGAGGUCGACUACCAGACAAUCAUGAUUUACUUACAAAAGAUGAUAUUGUUAAGAUCAAACGUUGCCUGUAUGCAAUGCAGAGAGACUCAUUACCACCAGUUACUACUCACAAUAUCGUUGACGACUGGAACGAUCCAGCCUUAAAUGCAAUUCGUCGUUGCCAGCUUUUCAACACAGUACACGAUCGUGUUAAAAUGGUAUUUCAUCCAGAAUUCUUGUCAUCUACAAAUCCGUUGUUCGGCAUUGAUUACGAAGAAUUCGUUCGAGGUUGUCAUUUAGGUGUUUUUCCGUCAUAUUAUGAACCUUGGGGUUAUACUCCAGCCGAAUGUACCGUCAUGGGCAUUCCAAGUAUUACAACAAAUUUAUCUGGAUUCGGCUGUUUCAUGCAGGAGCACAUUGCUGAUCCUAAAUCUUAUGGUAUUUAUAUUGUUGAUAGGCGCUACAUUGGACUAGAGCAGAGUGUACAACAACUAUCGCAUUACAUGUAUGAUUUCACCAAACUGAAUAGACGACAACGUGUCAUUCAGAGAAAUCGUACCGAACGUUUGAGUGAUUUGAUGGAUUGGAAGACAUUGGGAAUUUACUAUCGACAAGCACGCGUGAAAGCGCUACAGAAAGUUUAUCCAGACUAUGUAGAUGAGGGUCCUGCCUAUGUUGACCAAAGUCGAAACUUCAAUUACCCUCGACCCUUGAGUGCUCCAUCUAGCCCAAGCUCUUCUCGUCAUACAACACCAGCAGCUUCUCGUCACGGUUCCGAUGAGGAAGAUUCCGUCGACGAAGAGGGCGAGCUUCAUGAGCUAGGACUUAGACAAAAUGGAAAUUAAAUUUCAAAUGCAUCUAUUUCAUUUUACAAUGUUCACACUCCACAAAAGCCAAUCAAUCAACUGGCACAUCGCUUGUUUUUAAAUAAAUUGAGAAUAUAUUUAGAAAAAUUGAAAAAAGAACAAAAAGUAUGUAAGCAUUAUCCAAUACCAUUAAUAUCCUUAGCGAAAACGUUUCCUGCCCAAUUUUAUUGUCUUUAUCAUUUUCAUCUUCCGUGAGAUUUGUGUGUCUAUUAAGGACAAACAUGAAAAAAAAAAUAUUUUAACAUUUCUAAAAGAAAAUGAAAGUAUAGCUUAUAAAUAUACUAUUGUUGAAUAUU